GUGGUGGUCUGUGGUCUUGUGUACAUAGUAAUAAAAUCUUACUGCUUCUAAUAAUUUUAAAAAGGAAACUGAUUUUUCAUUCCAAAAUCUUUUAAAAUACCUAAUUUAUUUAGCUAUUAUUGGAGACCCGUUUGUAGAAAAUAAAGUUUAAAGAAAAUGUACAGUGUUGGGUUACCUGAAGAUUGUGCGAAACAAUGGGAAAUUUUGUUGUUGUUAUUAUCCUCUGAAGAGAAAAAAAUCGAUCGCACAACUGAGGAUGAGAUCGAUACAAUGAAUUAUUUUUACAAUAACGAAGGAGUCAGAAAAAUCUUACUUCAUUGGUUGAAACAAAUGCAAAAUGCGUAUUGUAGAAAAACAAGUGAAUUAGACACAGCUUUAAAAUGUGAUGAUAUUUCUUUACUGUGGAGGCAAAAAGGCAAUGACAAGUUUCGAACCAACUAUGUAGAAGAAAGUUAUAAAUGCUACACAAACAGUGUAAUGUAUGCUGAACACAACAGUCUCAUGUAUUCACUCGCUCUAGCAAAUAGAUCUGCUGCAUUACUACGAAUGAAGAGAUUUCAGGAAUGCCUAUCCGAUGUUGCAUUGGCCAUUGAGCAUGGUUACCCAAUAGAACAGCGGCACAAAUUGCUUCUACGCCGCGCCGAUUGCCACAUCGAAUUACAACAACGAACCGAAGCCCGCGUGUCACUCGAUUCUGCCAUUCAACAUGCAAUUUCCCUUAACCUUUCUGCUUCAAAUGCUUUGGAAUUUGAACGACACAUAAAAAUAUUGGAAAGGAAACUAGAGUCUGUGAAAGAAGAUGGCAGCACAAAUGAAACAGUUGUUCUUCCUGACUGGUAUCGGGGCGUGAAUCCCAACUUUAAUGCAGCUUCUAACGCCAUCGAAUUAAGACGCAGCGAUUCGGCUGGCAGACACGUAGUUCUUACGGAGGGCGCGCAACGCGGCGACGUCCUGUUCUCAGAGGAGCCGUACGCGUGGGUCGCCCUGCCCUCCGAGGAAUCAGUAUGCGAGAUGUGUUGCGCGGGCGACAUCAAUCCAGUGCCUUGCAACUUGUGUUCGCGCAGCGUGUACUGUGGGGAGAGGUGCCGCGCGCGCGCCGCGCAGAGCUUCCACCGCUGGGAGUGCGUGGCGGCGCAGUGUGCCCUCUUCCCCACUAUAGGCAUCGCACAUUUAGCUUUAAGGGUUUUACUUAUAAGUGCACACAAUGGCUUCCCAGAGCCGCCGCGGCUUCUGCCCAAGCCUUCAUCGGCGGCAGAACUGUUCAGAAGUUACGCACAAGUCGACAAUAUACAAAUAUAUAAACAAGAUUCGCCCUCGUUCUAUAGGAUGUUCAAUCUUGUUACAAACUUUGAUAAAAUGAACAGGACGGAUUAUGUACAAUAUGCCUUGACAGCGACAAUGCUGACCCUCUACUUGGAGAACUACACUUCGUUCUUCGAGUAUCUACCGAGUAAAGUGCCGCUCAGUGCGGAUACUGACGAGAUGCGACUGUUCGGUGCUGCCUUGCUGCUGCGCGCGCUCGGGCAGCUGGUGUGCAACGGUCACGCCACGCUUAGCCUCGCCACCGUGGACGACGAUGACGGGCGCACAGUGAGCGAGCGCGAAGUGCGACGUGCGACCGCCAUAUUCCCCUCCGCAGCGAUGAUGAACCAUUCGUGUGACCCCAACAUCAUUAAUACGUUCUACAAGAGCCGGCUGAUAGUUCGCUGCGCGCGCGAGCUGUCGGCGGGCGCGGAGGUGCUCAACUGCUACGGGCCGCACCGCGCGCGCGAGCCCACCGCGCAGCGCCGCGCGCAGCUGCGGGCGCAGUACAUGUUCGCGUGCGCCUGCUCCGCCUGCAGCGACGCCGACAGGAGGGACUUCGCUUUGGUGUUCAGCGCGUAUUCAUGCGCGGGCUGUAAAGGCCCGGUGUGGCGGCGCGGCGGGCGCGCUCGCUGCGGACAGUGCAAGGCGGAGCUGCACACGGAGCGCGUGCUGGCGCAACUGGAUCGCGCCGACGAGCUGGCCGCGCAAGUGGAGCAAAUGAGCAGCCUCGAAGAGAAGUGCGAGAAGCUGCAGGCGUCGUACAGACUGAAGCAGCAGGUGUGGCACCGACACCACGCCUCGCUGCGCGCCGCCGCCGACCGCCUCGCGCGCCUCUACGCUGAGCUCGGUGAAUUUGGAAAAAGUAUGGAGCUCAUAAAGCAAAACAUCCAGAGCUUAGAAUACCAGUUUGGAUCCUUUAGUGUAGAGGUCGCUCACGAACUAAGAAAACUGUCCGACGUUAUGUUAGAGAGAAUACUCAACACUCCACAACACUUGGAACACAGGGAAUGGUGUUUGGAAGCCAACAAAAUAAUAAAAAAAGCUGUACAGCUGAUGGAACUGAACUACGGAUCGUGGGAGCCUUUGGUAGCGCGACUCAAAGAACAGCAAGAGUUCGUGGCGGCGCUGCUCGCUAAGAGCAGUACUCCGGACGCCGCUAACUGCAUCCACCAUAACCUGCAUUACAACUUGAAAAUAUAAUAACCAAGAAAUAUGAGCAGUGAUACCUUAUAUUAGAUUCAAGGCGGAAACACAUUAGUGACAUCCGACGCCACCCGACGUGACGUGCCAUUGCCGUGACAUUACCAACACGCGAUUCCACGACACGCUAGCAAUUUUUCAAGUCAGUUGAAAACAGUAGAGGGUUUUAUAGUGUUUUUAUCUAUGGUAGUAAUGUGUAUGGUUGGUUGUUGCAGUUGCGUGCUAUGGAUUUAAUAAACAAUAUCAAUGAGUCUGAUGAAUAUAUGAUGCAAAUUUUGGAGAUAUGUAUUGUCCUUAAAUUAAUUAAGAAAAAACGCGUUGCGUGUGCGUGCGUCACGUGGCAUCCAUCGGGUGUUAGAUGAGUGUCUCUGGCCAUAUAAAAUAGUAUGAUUUCAUGGAGCCCAACACGCGUCAGGUCACGUCGGGUGUUGGUAGUGUGUUUCCCGCUUGGCAAAAAAGUGUAGAAACGGAACUAACUUUUUCCCCUCUUACAACACUGUUCAACUUGUCAGUUGUUAGUGUCAAAAGUCAAAGUAAAAUUAAUAGAUUGUGGAAAAUUAUCGGCUGUGAACUAAUGUUAUUGUGGCACAAGAUGAAUAUGACAAUCCGUAAUGGUACCUGCCAAGUUAUAUAUAUCACGUUUUUAGGAGAUGUCUGGCAGAAUUCGAAGCCAAUUCGUUGUUGUCGGAUCUGGACAAUGUUUACCGAAGAACGGCUGAGAUGAGAGAUUUGUAUUUAUUUUAGAGUAGGUACUAUAAAUGUUGAGCUCUGAAGUAUUUUACAAUAUUGACAUGUUUUUGAAGCUUUUAAUAAGUGUUUUCGUGAUAAUUUUGUCAGCUUUGAUAUAGAUACGUUUACGUUGUCAAUAUUCGUGUUGCCAUAUUGGCGAUAAUAGCGCCCCUAUUAAUUUCUACUCUUUUUUGCGAAGUUAUAGAAUAGUACGGCUGACAGGCGUCACUUUAAAUUUCAAACCAAUUAUAGAAGGACCAGUAUCGCAGCCAUAAUAAUCAAGAGCGUAAUUAACUGUCAUUUUUUGAGGAAAAAAUCUAUUCUAUAGAGACAGUUUUUAUAAGAUCGUUGAUCAUAUACUUUGACAGUAGGGUCUAGCGGGUCCUAUACAAUAAUUGGUCUGAGUUAUGAUUGUAUAUUCGGAUUGUAGGCAAAAUAAUAUACGCCUUCAUAACAUCCGUCUCUCUAAAAACAUAUUCAUAAUAUCGAAUAUCGAUUGUAUAUUCGAUGUUAUAAAUAGUGGUAUACUUCAUACUCUGUCAACGCUUCAGAUAAGUAGAGUAUUUUGUGUUAUUGACCAUUGACCUCUUAUAUUAAAAGGACGCACAAUCAUGUAGAAAAUUUCACUUUGAAACUGGCCAAUUUUGCUUUGACAGUUUUAGAAUUAAUGGUAAAGAAAAUUAUACCUAAAGACCUUUAAAUAUAGUCCAAUCUAAACUAAUAUAAUAAAGAGGUAAAGUUUGUAAGUUUGUCACAUUCUUUAAAUGGGGUAAUCUUCGGAACUACUGGUCCAAUUUCAAAAAUUCUUUCACCAGAAGAAUGCUACAUUAUCGGGGAGUGCUAUAGGCAUAUAUAUAUAUAUAUAUAUAUAUUUUUUAUAUAGGUAUCAUAUAUAUUAGCCGAGUUAUCACAGUUUUUGUCAUACAGGUCGGACCGAAAAUCCUCUUAAACAGACUUAUUCGCAUGCGCUGCCUUAAAUAUUGUGUAAAAUUUAAAUUAAUGUAUAGAGACUUUAUGUAUCUUUAAAAUUUCUACAAAAAAGUCCGCGACACCAUAUAUCUAUCUUCUAUGUAUUAGCAGAUAUAGGCACCUUUUGUGUUUUAAAAAUUAUUAAUUUUAUAUACAUAGAUUUACGUCAUUAUUUAUACUACUAAACUUUAAUCCUUAAUAAAAAAAAAUAUUUAAUAAUCACAAGGAUAUUAUGGAGAUAAGAUUUGCCCUUUACAGUAUGUUAAUUACUUAAAUAGUUUCGGAGAUAAUACAAAAUUUCUAAAAGACGCAGAAAUUCCGCUAUAUGACGCCCCGCGCUUUCAUUUACGUAGCUCCCGUUCCCGUGUGAAUAUGGGGAUCAAACAUAGCCUAUGACACCCGCAAAUAACGUAGCUUUCUAUUGGUAAAACAAUUACCCAAAUCGGUCCAGUAGAUCCAGAGAUUACCUCCUACAACCACACAAACUUUACCUCUUUAUAUUAUUAGCAUAGAAGUCUCUAUUUCCCUUGGUCAUCACACCACUCUCGAAGGGCUGAACCGAUUUUGCUAAGGGUAGGAGUAAGAUAGAGAAUUUAUAGAGUAGGGUAGGGUACGGGUAGGGAAGCGUAGGGGUAGUGUAUUGGUAGGGUAGGGGUAGGUUUCGGGUAGAGUGGGGGUAAGGUAGGGGUAGGGUAGAGGUAGGGGUUGGGUAGGGUUGGGGUAGUGGUAAGGUAGGGGUAGUGUAGUGUAAGGGUAGGGUAGUAAAGUUGACAUCGAAUUUUACGCGGACGAAGUCGCGGGCGUCCGCUAGUAUUCAAUAAAAUCGUAAAUUCAGAGCAAAUUCAACCUUAAGGAUUGAGUUUGGUUGGAAGGUUGAAUUUGCAAAUGCGACUACUUGAAUUGAGUGCCAAGUUGAAGUGAGUUGUAUUUGGCACUCAUUGAGUGGGGACGUUUUUUGGUCACUGAUUGUGCAUCCACUUUUUAAUAGGAGAUCGAUGUUUAACACUUAUAAAUUCCUCGCACGUGGUUACAUAAUAUAUAGACAUUUAAUUAUUUUUUCAAGACUUAAAAAUACUGAGAAUUAUUAUAAUGGAUAGCAAAUAAUAUGGAACUAAAAAUUUUUGUCAUGGCAUAGCAUUUUACAGUCCUAUGCAGUUCAAUGAUGUCUGUCAUAUAGAAAAAAGUAUCAUGUUAGUUGACUGGACUAUAAUUUACUAUUACAAGAUGUAUCUACCAGACUAUAUGUAAAGCACAUAAUAAUUAUAGUCACUACAAGCAUUAUGUAAUUGCACAUAGUUUGCACAGUAGGAAACUAUAAAACGACAGACAAAUUACUGUAAUGUUUUAACUGUAUGAAGCAACGAAUUAUAAUCUGUAAAUGGACGAACUAUAAUUUAAAUAUUAAUUUUAUAGUAGUUAUUUAUCACAUAAAUGCGAAAGGUCACUUUCUUCAUGAAAUUUUGAAAACCAACAUACAAAGAUGAUAUUUGGCAAGAGGGUGUUUAUAGUCAGGACUUACUAAGAACAGAUUUUGCGACAGGGCCGGAUAAAGGAAGUCUAUAAAGGCACUCGCAAGUUUGUAUGAAAGUCCUUCAUUUUUUAAAUUAGAUAACAAACUUAGAAAUAAAUUAAAAACCGAAAUAUAUUGUUUAAUAAAAGUAGCGUUUCAUUUUUACAGUCCUUUAGUAUGUAUAUAUGUAUUUAUUGAACUUAAAAUAUAUACUUACAAAUCAAAAUGUAACUUUAUUUUGAUUUGUAAGUAUAUAUUUUAA
Bicyclus anynana (squinting bush brown) is the source of this 5975-nucleotide messenger RNA. RefSeq names its product SET and MYND domain-containing protein 4. Gene Ontology annotation, molecular function: protein binding. Bases 157 to 2505 code for a protein of 782 amino acids. NCBI's taxonomy places the organism in Eukaryota, Metazoa, Arthropoda, Insecta, Lepidoptera, Nymphalidae. The transcript is spliced from 15 exons. The record is from RefSeq and is a predicted model, not a curated record.